ACGAGUGACCAGGUUGCAUGGACCCAGGCAAUUUCUCUGACCGUCCUCUCCAUCUGUGGGACGCGUGGUGUGUGCUCCGCCAUCGGUCUUUUCAGUCAGUUCUCGGCUGUCUCUCCGGGCGAAACUCGCAGCAUCUGAGCAUCAGCCACUCGUGAAAUUUCGAGAGCUCCUUCCUUUAGCUCGGAAAAUUCGUUCGUUGAGAGUGCGGUUGUGCGAAACGAACGACGUUGGGCUUGACAAGAUGAUUAUGCACGGGACUUGCUACGUGUCCGAUGACGGCGAGUGGAUCGAGGCGUUCGACGAAGACGACGACAAUGACUUUGCCCGAUUAGCUAACCCGACUUUCUUGGGCCGAGAUCUGGCCCAGGGAGACUUGGAUUUCUUUGAUCUGGACUUUGAUUUCAAUCCGAUAUUUCAUUUCCCCCCAUCGGAUCAGCCUCAUCGACCUCCGUUCUUGGCGUCCGAAAUGCCUUCUCUGCAGCCCGGCAAUCCGUUUGAGUUCAAUCGGGGCGUUUUGGACUCGGUGUACAAGUCAUCAGCCUCUCACGUUUAUCCACGCCCACCGCCCUCCAUGCCUUCGUCCCGCUCCGGCACGCCCACCCUAGAAGAGGAGGAAUACCGCCGUGCCGCUCGUCGAAGGUCGCUCAGCAAAACCCGAAACACGGUGCCCAGCUACACGCAAGCAUUGUGCUCCGUGUCCAAGAGAAUCCGGGAGCAAUCCCUACCCACCCCGGAUCCCACCCCACGAUUUCAAAGUCGGAGCAAUCGGCGGCUAGCUGCGGCUCAGCGAUUCUCGGCCUCAGACAAGCCGCCCAUCCCGAACUCUGACUACUACAAGGGCUACGUCAAGUCCAUUUACGAGAAAGAGCCCUUGUUCAAGGAUUUCUACGACCACAUUCCCACUCAAAAUCGGAACUUCUACAGUCGGGACUCGUUGAACCAGCUCAAGAGCGAUUUCCACGGGAUGAUUGGUGAUCAGAGAUCGGGUGCGAGCGGGACUUCCAUCCCAGACCCGGUUCUCUACCAUGAGAUGACGAGCAAGCUCUAUCCGAGUCGAGCCACGGCUCUCAAGGACCCUGUGCCCGCGAGCAUUCGCCUGGAACAGAUUCGAUCCUCUCGUCCCCGACUGCCCGGGCCGGAUUACGUGCCCAAGAUGUACAUGUACCAUCGGUCCACUUGGGGCUAAUCGACCGACCGACUGACCACUCACCCAAUCAUCGCGAAUGUGCCCCCACGUAGUACGCCUGAGAUGAGCUAUUCAUAUUGAAUUUAAUUUGUGAACCUGUGAACGUGUGAAUGUGUUUGUGUUCCAACCCUCUUCAAGAGUCAGGCGUGGAUCAACAACUAUCAGAGUCAGAUGUCGAGCCUGGAAAAUGGUCUGUCUGCGUCGCCCCAAGAAGCAAGAUAUUUUGAAGAAUCUGAGCAUGAACAACGAGUGUUCAGUGAAGUGACUUUGCACAUUCGAAACUAUCGUGAGAGUGAAUCGUCGUCGUUGGUUCAUGGCUCAUUUACAUACAUACAUACAUACAUACAUACCUACAGUUCAUCUCUGCGUGUCUAUGUACUAGCUCGUACAAACAAUGUUCAUCCAUGUCUCUGUGCACCAAAAAUGGUUGGCUUACUUCUUCAAAACUCCGACAACAGCUAAUACUUCCAUGACUCCAUUACGGACGUGGCUUCGGCAGGGGCUGGCGGGUUGGUUGGAUGGAUGCUUGGAUGGAUGGAAGAAAUAUCGCUUUGACACGGGGUGAUGGUGAUGAUGAUGAUGAUGAUGAUGUUGUUUGUUGGUUGGUUAGUUAGCUGGUUUAGAUGGCAAUGACACCUUCUCCGGCGAAUGGGUUUCUUCCUCACACCCCGAUGAGGAGGCUUAUUAAAUCAUAAUCUCAAAAGGCUGUACCAACUCAUGUACGAGACUGCACACUACCUCUCCAUCCAGCUCAACCAGACCGAGGCAGGAAUGUGCAAUUGUGCAUGGACCACUCACUACAUACAUUCACUCACUCACUCCAUCUAUGUACUUACUCACUGUUUGAACCAUCAUCUGCUUGUACGCCAUUUUUCGCGACAACGCUCAUCAUGGAUUGCGGAAAUAAAUGUAUUUGUGCACAUGAGCCACAACGGCAAAUAGUACAGAUGUUCCUGUU
Messenger RNA from Tigriopus californicus, 2144 nucleotides. RefSeq lists its product as uncharacterized. The record is from RefSeq and is a predicted model, not a curated record. Lineage: Eukaryota; Metazoa; Arthropoda; Copepoda; Harpacticoida; Harpacticidae. The coding region runs from base 242 to 1186 and encodes 314 amino acids. The transcript has 2 exons.